Pogona vitticeps (central bearded dragon) is the source of this 1926-nucleotide messenger RNA. RefSeq names its product peroxisomal biogenesis factor 3 (gene PEX3). Lineage: Eukaryota; Metazoa; Chordata; Lepidosauria; Squamata; Agamidae. The record is from RefSeq and is a predicted model, not a curated record. Gene Ontology annotation, cellular component: peroxisomal membrane. Gene Ontology annotation, biological process: protein import into peroxisome membrane. Gene Ontology annotation, molecular function: protein-macromolecule adaptor activity.
UCGCCGCCGCCGCCGCUGCCGAGAUGCUGCUGGCCGUCUGGGGCUUCCUGAAGCGCCACAAAAAGAAAUGCUUCUUCCUCGGCGCUUUCCUGGGCGGAGUUUAUGUGCUUGGAAAAUAUGGACAGAAAAAAAUGAGAGAAAUUCAAGAAAGAGAAGCAGCGGAAUACAUAGCACAAGCACGAAGGCAAUAUCAUUUUGAAAGUAACCAGAGGACUUGCAAUAUGACAGUUCUAUCAAUGCUUCCAACAUUAAGGGAUGCUUUGAUGUAUCAGUUGAAUUCCGAGAGUCUUACUUCUCUACUAAAAAAUAAACCAGCCAACAAGUUAGAAAUAUGGGAAGACUUGAAGAUUAUAAGUUUUACAAGAAGCAUUGUAGCUGUGUAUAGCACAUGUAUGCUUGUAGUUCUUUUACGAGUCCAAUUAAACAUUAUUGGUGGAUAUAUCUACCUGGAUAAUGCAGCAGUUUGCAAAAAUGGCACAACACUUCUGGCUCCCCCUGAAGUCCAACAGCAAUAUUUAUCGAGUAUUCAACACCUUCUGGGAGAUGGUUUGACUGAAUUAAUUACUGUGGUUAAAAAGGCUGUGCAGAAUGUAUUUGGGAGUAUUUCUCUGAAACAUGCUCUUUCCCUCUUGGAUUUGGAUGAGAAGCUAAGAGAAAUUAGGAGAGCAAUAGAACAACCUGAAGACAAACUCUCAUCUGAAGAAACUGGGUCCCAGUCUCUGCUGUGUCGUUAUAUGUUGCCAGAUGAAGAGAAUCCUUUAGCUUCCCAGGCCAAUGGACUUACCGAAAAAGAUGUUACUACUAUUAAAUUACUCAGUGAAACAAGGGACAUGUUGGAAAGCCCAGAUUUUAAUAGAGUUCUGAGCUCUUGCUUAAAUAGAGGAUUCAGUAGAUUAUUGGACAACAUGGCAGAAUUCUUCCGACCCACUGAACAAGACAUGUGCCAUAGUAGUUCCACAAACAGUCUUUCUAGUGUCAGCCUUCCUUUAGCCAAGAUAAUUCCAGUAAUUAAUGGACAAAUCCAUUCAGUCUGCAGUGAAACACCUAGUCACUUUGUGCAGGACCUGUUAAUGAUGGAACAAGUGAAAGACUUUGCUGCUAAUGUGUAUGAAGCAUUCAGUACUCCUCAGCAACUAGAGAAGUGAGCUGCCCUGCAAGAUGAGACAAAGCCUUUGUAGUACCCCAUCAUUUUGAAUCUUUAAUAAGGAAAUCUCAUUAUCUGAAUGAUUUAGGAUUAUUAACCUGACAAAAAGGACUAGUAAGAAAUGCAACUUCUAGUUUUGAUAUUGAUAAAGAUUGCAGCAACUGACUGAAAUAAACUUCAGUGAGGAAAAAUCAAUGUGCUGUACUUCUUUGUAUUAAGGCAGUCUUAUGGAUAAAUUGUUUACAGAAGCAAAGAACAUUCAUGAUUAUGUUUUGGAUGCUAUAUACGUAGCUUUAUAAUUGGGCAGACUGCAAAACAAGGGGCUUCUAGAUGAAGUUUCUCUGAAUGACAGUAGCUCUCAAGUAGAGUAGAAUUUGGCCUGCCUGCUUUCUCCACAAGCUGUUCAAGUUAUCAAAAGCUUUCCUAAAAUGUUCAUUAUGCCUCCGGCUAUAUAACAACAUCAUUGUGUGGAGAUUACAGCCAGGCCCUCUGAUCACUUUUCUAUCUCCUGCCCCAAGUCAGUCUGAGAAUGUAUAAUAGUGGGCCAUGUUGCCUUCCAUACUUGGGACCACUGGUACUAAGUAGAACGUCUUCUCUCAGUAAUGCAAUGCUGGGUGCUAGUUCCACUGUUUCAGAGUUGAAAUAGAUGGUUUCUAGCAAACAUUAUAUUUACGCUGUUUAUGAACAGCCACUGCUGUACACAUUCAUUUUGUAAAUAUUUUUAACUUGUAUUAAGAAGCCCUAUGAAAUAUCUGAAUCUCAAUAAACUAUUUUAAAGAUGA